This is a messenger RNA of Mizuhopecten yessoensis (Yesso scallop), 804 nucleotides long. RefSeq lists its product as uncharacterized. Lineage: Eukaryota; Metazoa; Mollusca; Bivalvia; Pectinida; Pectinidae. The transcript has 4 exons. Bases 1 to 804 code for a protein of 267 amino acids. The record is from RefSeq and is a predicted model, not a curated record.
AUGUAUAUACUCAUUGAGUUCACUGAAGAGAAGUGUCUGGCAAUAAUACCAGAAAAUUGGAGACUUGGCAGAACGAGUGCACUAUGGCCCAAUACGCAAAAUAUAGCCAAACUACAGAAAAUGGUCCGAUUAAAGCAGGAUCCUGAUGAGCAGGAAUGGGAGUCCUAUCCAAUGAGAGUCUUGUAUGAAAAUGCACGUGACGUGAGGCUGUUUACUGUUCUCGAGCAGAUAAAAUCAUCACAGCUCAAACAGCAAAAAACGAUGGAAUCUAUCCUAAAAAUUGUAGAAGGCAAUGCCUCCCAACAGACUGCUGAGCCAGUUUCGCGUUCGGACAUACCAGAGGACAUAGAAUUUCCCCUCAACAAUUUAGAGGAAUUGAAUGCCUUCGAAGUCAGAUUGGAGGACAUAAAUGUCCAAAAAUCUGUUAUUAAUCAUCUGUCUGUUGUUGGAGGGAAAACACCCAAGGACAUGGUCAGGAGGGUUCUUAAGAACACUGUAAAGUCAAGCCUUGCAAGCCAGUACAACUGGUAUGGCAAAAAAGGGAAAAUGCCCUUUGGUAAGCUGCGGCUUACUACUGUUCUACAGAAGGCAGUUAGGAAAGUUAAACCCGAUUGUUCGGAAUUGGAGGUGGAGUUAGCCACUCGAGAAUGGCUACGAACUGCCACAGACCGCGAUGGUGGCCGAAAAAGACGCCAUGUUGACAUGGUGCCAGAGCCUGUGCCAGAUCAUAGAGAACAGGAUCAGGAAAUUUCCGAUAAUGAUCUGGACAAUGAUGCUGAAACUGAUGUGUCAGAUGAACAAUAA